This is a messenger RNA of Parus major (Great Tit), 2918 nucleotides long. RefSeq names its product arginyl-tRNA synthetase 2, mitochondrial (gene RARS2). The transcript is spliced from 20 exons. NCBI's taxonomy places the organism in Eukaryota, Metazoa, Chordata, Aves, Passeriformes, Paridae. Bases 1 to 1731 code for a protein of 576 amino acids. Gene Ontology annotation, biological process: arginyl-tRNA aminoacylation; mitochondrial translation. Gene Ontology annotation, molecular function: ATP binding; arginine-tRNA ligase activity. The record is from RefSeq and is a predicted model, not a curated record. Gene Ontology annotation, cellular component: cytoplasm; mitochondrion.
AUGGCAGCAGGUUCCUUCCGGAGGAGCAUUGCUUCCCAGCUUUCAAAAGUUUUGGAUCUGCCACCAGAGAAUUUAAUAAAGUCCAUAUCUGCAGUUCCUGUCUCCAAAAAACGGCAUGUUGCUGAUUUCCAGCUCUCCAUUGCUUCUGUAAUAGAAAACAGUUCUAGUGAUUGCUUAGAACAUCUUCAAGCUCAGCAGCUUGCUGAAAGGCUAAAAUGUGAUUCAGUGGUGAGUGAAAUCAGCACUGGUCCAGGAACAGUGAAUUUUACAAUAAACAGGGAAUUAUUAGCAAAGACUGUGCUGCAGCAGGUGUGGAAAGAUGGCUCAGAGUAUGGAAUAAAAAGUGAACUUUUCUCUACAGUUCCCAGACAAAAGGCGGUGAUUGAGUUCAGCUCCCCUAAUAUUGCCAAAAAGUUUCACAUAGGACACCUGCGUUCCACCAUAGUAGGGAAUUUUAUAGCAAAUCUCAAAGCUGCACUGGGACAUGAAGUAGUAAGAAUAAAUUACCUUGGUGACUGGGGCAUGCAGUUUGGCUUAUUGGGUGUUGGUUUCCAAUCCUUUGGCAACAAAGAAAAACUAAAAUCCAGUCCUUUGCAGCACCUUUUUGAGGUGUAUGUGCAGAUUAACAAAGCAGCAGAAGAUGAAAACACAAAAAAGCUGGCUAAGGAUUUCUUUAGAAAACUCGAGGACCAUGAUGAGCAGACAUUGUCAAUUUGGAAGCAAUUUAGAGACCUCAGUAUUGAGGAAUACAUCCGGAUUUAUAAGCGUCUAGGAGUGCAUUUUGAUGAAUAUUCUGGAGAAUCAUUUUACCAAGAGAAGGCCCAGGAGGUUCUGAAGAUGCUGGAAGAUAAAGGACUCCUUCAGAAAACAAUAAAAGGGACAGGAGUUGUGGAUCUCUCGGAGAAGAAAGACCUCUCAACAGUUUCCACUGUCAUGCGCAGUGAUGGGACAUCUCUUUAUAUAACAAGAGAUCUUGCAGCUGCUAUAGACAGAAUGAAUAAGCACAGCUGGGAUACCAUGAUUUAUGUGACAGAUAAAAGCCAAAGUAAUCACUUUCAACAUUUAUUCCAAAUACUGAAGCUCAUGGGCUAUGACUGGGCAGAAAGGUGCCAGCAUGUGUCUUUUGGUCUAGUUCAAGGCAUGAAGACUCGGAGAGGAGAAGUAAUUUUUCUGGAAGAUGUUUUAAACGAAGUUCGCUCAAGGAUGUUACAAAACAUGACUUCCACAAAAACAACCAAAGAGGUCCAGGAUCCAGUGGAGACAGCAGAGAAGGUUGGUCUUGCAGCACUCAUAAUUCAGGACUUCCGGGGCCUCCUGUCAUCUGAUUACCAGUUUAGCUGGGAUCGAGCUCUCCAGAGUCGGGGAGAUACAGGAGUGUUCUUGCAGUACACCCAUGCCAGACUCCAUAGUUUAGAACAGAUGCAUGGGAAUGCACAGCUAACUGAUGUAAACGUGGCGUGCUUGCAAGAGCCAGAUGCCAUCUCUGUUCUUCAGCAUCUUCUCAGGUAUGAUGAGGUCCUGUAUAGAUCUUCUCAGGAUCUGCAACCCAAGCACAUUGUCAGCUACCUCCUCACACUGAGCCACCUGGCAGCCGUGGCACACAAAACCCUUCCCGUGAAAGGCAGCACCCCCGACGUGGCACAGGCACGGCUCUGUCUCUUCCAUGCUGCACGCUCCGUUCUAGCCAAUGGAAUGAAACUUCUUGGCAUUACACCCGUAACUGAAAUGUAACAAGGCCGUAUCCAAUGUCAAGUGAUUUUGUAAAAAUUACUCAGUAAAGACUUGUAAAAAUUACUCAGUAAAGACUUGUAAAAAUUUUGAAAAAAUCACUUAGUAAAGUGAUUUUUUUUCCACAAUAAUAAGAAUCUUGUCACUGCUACUGCAGGCUGGAAACUCCAUCUGCACUGGGAGCUUUGUGUUCUCCAUCCUACCAAGCUGCCGCAGAGCAGCUGUGGGACAGCCACAUUUGCCAUUUGCAGUGGGCAAGGCUAUCAUAAUCACUUUCUUCAGGCAUUUGGUGGCAGCAGAGUGCUUAACACUCUACCUGGAAUUUCCCAUAAAAGAGAACUGCUGUGUAUUUGCCAUGUAAAUACCACAUCCUUGUGGUAGAGGAAGUGGUACUAACUGUGCUUCCCUAAGCAAAGUUCUCCACUCCUCCUUGCCACUGUGAAGCAAGGCCUUAUGGCACAGUGGCUCCUGGUGCUGUCUCCUGUAAUAAACAGAGUUACUCAGACCCUGCAGAGACCUUUUCCUGAGUGUUGUGCUGCAUUUCCCCUUCAGAACCCUCAGCCAAGCCCAACUGCCAGCAGUCACACCCUGCUCCUCAGCCCUUCCUCUGUGCCACUGACGUGAUGGCUGGUGAGAAGAGACUGCUGCCCAGCUGGUGGAAGAGGAAGAACAGUGUUCCCUCAGCACUGUGCGCACAGGCAGACGUGGCAGGUGCUGCUUGGCACCCCUGAGCCUCACACUGCUGUAGAGAGAUGGAGCAGCACCUCUCAGGUCCUGCAGGUGCCUGGCAAUACCUUCCACCAUGGAAGCCUCAACUCCCAAGAGCAGCACUGUGGUGGAAGAGUUGGUGAAACGCAGAGGGGAUCAUCCUCUCCCACUGGAAGAGAACUUAGGCAUAUUUGUUACUGCUGUGUUUAACGUGCCCCACUUUCAAGUAAAUCCUAGCUGCUUAAUUCAUGUCCAAAGAAAUGUAGCCAAGAGUAUGAAAUUGGUCACAUUUCAACUCCACUGUGAAUGUCAACAAGUUGCCCAAAUGCACCAGGGUCUGUUUUCCCUUAAUGUAGAAUUGAAAUAUCUGGAAGGCCUCAGAAGAAAUUACAGUUGGCACUAAUAAAGGUGAACAUUAUUACAGGAACCCUUUUCAAGCAUCUGUAUGCACAGAGGGGUUGAUAGAGAAAAGAUCUUGUAGA